Molecule: messenger RNA, 3856 nt
Organism: Thecamonas trahens ATCC 50062
Lineage: Eukaryota; Apusomonadida; Apusomonadidae
Exons: 2
Coding region: 566-3856 (1096 amino acids)
Biological process (GO): metal ion transport; cell communication
Cellular component (GO): membrane
Source: RefSeq, a predicted model, not a curated record
CGCUUCUAAGCCGCAGCUGUGGGGGGAAGAACUGACUGCUGGUGCCUGGUUUGGCUGACGUUUGAGGUGCGGAUGAUGGGUAGCAUGUCCAAACAGAUGCGGAGGGGUCUUGGGUUGUGUUUGGGAAAAAUGCAGCUGUGCGAUACUGUUCACAUACCACCGGGGUGGAACGUAUCCACGGGAGAGCAAACGGAUGACAGCGAAGAUGAUUGGUCAAAGGCAGUCAAAGCGGAUGUCCCGUCCUCGCUGUGCCGCACAUGACGAGCAUACUCAGAUGAUGUCCGGAGUCCAGGAGACAUUAUCAACAGGUAGCGACGGAGUUGCUUGCUGCUCGUGCUAGUAAGACCAUCAAGUGUCCAUUAGUCCCCUAGUUAGCGCCCAACUUUCGCGUGUUGGCUGGAUAGUUGGGUUGCAAGCGGCUGAGCAAGUGCGGGAAAGCGGGGCUUUGUUCGAACUUGUGCGGUCAUCGUGACUCUAUUGUCACCAAAUUAUUCUUCGAUGCAACAAACUUCGACACGUCUCUCCCGCACGCCGCAGACAAGUCGGAUACCCAAAGCACAUCAGCAUGGCGGUCUACCAAGUCCUGACAACCAUGGCAAUGGUAUGCAUGCUUGCACACCUAGCGCGCGGCGACGGCACGACCCAACUCGGUACUACGCAGGCGCUUCAAGCGUCGACUGUUCUCUACCUUGACAUUGAUAACAUUGCCAACCAGCGCAUUUACUUUCAGGGCACGGGUCAACUCCGGAUCUACCGCCCUGGAGACUUUGCCCAAGUGGGGACCAUUCUUUCCGGCCAAUUGUACACUCCGACAAUGACGGGUGUGUAUGGUGCGCUCCUUACGCUGGACCAGACGUACGGAGCGGUCUGGGACAUCUCCGUGUAUGACACGUCGACAUCGUCGAUUGAUGCCGGACGAGUUUUUUCGUUCUCGUGGAACCUCGCCUCAAACUCGUUCUCUCAGAGCGACGCGGUCGACGUCUCCAUCUGGUCACUCUUCUCGACGUCGCUUGGCGCCAAGCUUGUGGAGAACCGAUUCGAAGGCAUGGCGGGCUUCAUCUACCAGAUCGCCGCGUCGACGACCGGCAUCGAGACGGCGACACCAAAAUACAAGUCUGUUCUGCAGUCCGGCAACUCGGUCACGCCCAACAUCCGCCUCUACCUUUCCAAGCCGGAGCACGUCACGCUCUCAUCGUCCGUGCCCAACAUUGUGUUUGAAGGUGUGGAGUUUGUCACGCUCGGCUGCUUCGACUUUAUCUCUGACUGCAACACCGUGGUCGCAGACAAGGUCCAUCCUCGGUUCAAGUUCAACACCGAUGCUGCCGGCGGGCGAUAUACUCUUGUCUGCGAUACCAACAGUGACGGCGCCCUCGACCUUGUCCGCCAGACCGAUACUUCCCUGCGUGGCACAACCGUGGCGGGCGACAACAUUGUCGAGUGGGAUGGUCGCGAUGACAACAACGCCCUCGUCACCGCGGGCUUUUACACCUGCAAGAUGUUUGUCUAUCUCGAUGAGAUCCACUUCCCGCUGGUCGACAUGGAGACGGUGUACCCCGGCCUGCGGAUGUUUGAUCACUCAAGUGGCACGCCUCGCCCGCAGAUCAUGUACUGGAACGAUGAUGGAGUCAACGCGCCGAUCGCGAUGCCCAACGGGCAGUUCGGCGCGACGUACUCGGGAUGCUGCGGCAUCGACUCGGGAGUAUCGACCGAUCCGAUUUCUCCCAACGUCAAUGCACGAUCCUGGGGCAACUUUGUCUCGGGCUCCAAGGGUGAUACCGCCAUCCUCAACACCUUUUCGCUUGUCGAGGUCACUGUCUCGGAGGCCAUCAACAUCUCGGUGGCACAGCCGUCACAGUGCGAGACUGCGACGGUGAAUCUCAUCGACUACGUCCUGACGGAGCUUGACUCGGGCACCACCGUUGUCGAGGUCAAGCUUGCCGUCUCAUCGUACCUCGCUGGCGACAUCACGCUGGCCUACACGACGGCCGACGGUACGGCGACAGCUGGCUCGGGCGACUACGUCGCCACCUCAGGCUCCAUCGUCAUCAGCUCGGGCGACUUUUGUAACUCGCUCUCGGUCACCAUCAAUGGUGACGACAUUGUCGAGUACGACGAGUGGUUCUUCCUCGACGUGACCCAGACAGCAGGCCCUACGGUGAUCAUCGCUGACGGACGAGCGAACGUCACCAUCCUCAACGACGACACACCGGUCACCAUCUCGAUGACCAACAGCGCUACCUCAGUCACCGAGCCCUCGAGCGGAUCGGCCAAUGCCGGACUUACGUUUACCCUCUCGGCGCCCUCGACAGCGCCGGUUACGGUCUACCUCGCGACGACAGCCCCUGGCGGAUCGCUCGUGACGAGCGGAACCGACUUUACUCCCCCGCCGGCGUCGAUUGUUAUCCCGGCCGGCGUCACAACGUUUACUUACGACAUUCCCGUGGCCGCAGACAGGUUCUGGGACGACGGUGAGCAGUUUACCGUCUCCAUCGCCGGCACCUCGGUCGAAGGUGCCGUGGGCGGACAGACAUCGACAACGUUCACCAUCAACGACAGCGGCCCUGCCCCUGUGGUCACGGCGUCGGUCGUCUCCGGCAACGUGGCGUCGAGCACCGGCGACGGCACGGCAUCCCUCUCCUCAACUCUCCCGGGUGACGGACGAGUCGGCGAGUCCAACGAGGUUGUGUACCAGCUGACACUCUCGCGUCCGUCCGAGUACGCCGCCGGACUCACGCUUAAUGUCGACGGGCCGGCAACAACCGCCACGCUUCCUGGCGAUGCGGACUUGGUCGGCACCAUCGAUCGAACGGGCGGACCGUUCACGAUCGCUGCCGGCGAGACCUCCUUUAACGUCUCACUAGUGGUGGCUGGCGAUGGCGAUGCAGAGGCGGAUGAAGUUGUCGACUUUGAUGCGGUGGUCAACCUUAACGGUGCGAGCAACCCGACGACGACCGCGACCAUCUUGACCAACAUCCCCAACGACGAUGUGGCGGUGGUGCAGAUGGCGGCGCCGACGGCAGCGACAACAGAGCCGGGCUCUGGCACGGUCAACGUGCCCAUCACAGUCAACUUGCUCGCUACUUCGCCAUCGCCUGUCACGAUCAACAUCCAGACGUCUGUCUCAUCCGGUUCACUCGCGACUGGCGGGGCUGACUUUACGGCCGAGUCAACAACUGUUGUCGUUCCUCCAGGCCAGAUGUCCGUGGUGUACAACGCAGUUGUGGCUGCGGAUACAUGGUACGACGGCGGCGAGACGUUCGACGUCAAGAUUACCGGAGCAGACAACGGCUUUGCCGUCGGCGCGGCUGACACGACGGUCGUGACGAUUGCUGACUCGGGACCGGCGCCGGUGCUGACCGCGACGGUGGUCGGCGGAACGACGACCGCUGUGUCGGGCGACGGGACGGAUGUUAUUGAUGUGACCGGUCCCGAGGGCGCGGCGUCGACGACCAACGAGCUUGUGGUCGAGCUUGCGCUGUCGCGGCCAUCCGAGUACGCGGCUGGACUCACGGUUCAGGUCGAUGGUGUGACGUCGACGGCUGAUGUGCCGUCCGAUGCGACGAUUGUUGACACUGUGGCGCGGACGGGAAGCCCGAUGACGAUCCCGGCGCUUGCGACGACACACCAGGUGUCUGUUGUGGUGUCGGGCGACGGGGUGCUCGAGCCGACCGAGGUGCUCGACCUUGGCCUUAUCGCCAACUACGGCGGCGCGGAACUGGCGGCUGACGUGGUCAGCGUGACCGCGACGAUCACCAACGAUGACGCGGCGGUGGUGACGAUGGCGGCCGGGACGGCUGCAGCGACCGAGCCCGGAUCGGGGACGGUCAACGUGCCGAUCACGCAGGCCCUACGGUGA